Messenger RNA from Thamnophis sirtalis, 755 nucleotides. Its product is annotated as prothymosin alpha. Gene Ontology annotation, cellular component: nucleus. The record is from RefSeq and is a predicted model, not a curated record. Gene Ontology annotation, molecular function: histone binding. Gene Ontology annotation, biological process: negative regulation of apoptotic process; positive regulation of transcription by RNA polymerase II. NCBI's taxonomy places the organism in Eukaryota, Metazoa, Chordata, Lepidosauria, Squamata, Natricidae.
CCUCCACUGGCAUCCAAAGCCAUCUUUGCAUUGUUCCUGCCCCCCGGGUUCGUCGGGCUGCGCUAAGUCGUCGCGGGGCUUCGCUCUUCUUCAUCCCCCAUCCUCCUCUUCCUCCUGCCAUCCUCCUCUUCCUCCGCCUUUGGCGAGCCAAGCCAGCGUACGCGCCCUCGGAUCUCUGCCGGCGCCUUUUUUUUUUUGUACAGUCGCGGGCUUUUCCUCAGCUCCCGCCGCCGACGCCGCACGGUUCUUUCCCCCCGUCCUCCCCCGCCGCUCCAGCCAUGUCAGACACAGCCGUGGACACCAGCUCCGAGAUCUCCACCAAGGAUUUGAAAGAAAAGAAGGAAGUUGUCGAAGAAACAGAAAAUGGCAAGGAAGCCCCCAACGGCAAUGCCGCGAACGAGGAAAACGGCGAGCAGGAGGCGGACAACGAGGUAGACGACGAAGAGGAAGAGGUCGGCGACGAAGAGGAGGAUGAGGAAGAAGGUGACGGCGAAGAAGAAGAUGGCGAUGAAGAUGACGAGACUGAAGGUCCAACUGGCAAGCGGGCAGCUGAGGACGAUGAGGACGACGACGUGGAUCCGAAGAAGCAGAAAACCGACGAAGACGACUAGGGGGAGUUAGGAUAAUAGAAAGAGAAACAACUUUUUUUUAAACAAAAAAAAAAAAAGGAAAGAAUUUUUUUAAAAAAAGAAAGGCCAGCGUGACCUGCUUUUACCUUUGAAAACUUUCUGUUACAAAAAGAAAAAAAAAAUUAC